Messenger RNA from Camellia sinensis, 1993 nucleotides. RefSeq names its product putative mitochondrial adenine nucleotide transporter BTL3. The record is from RefSeq and is a predicted model, not a curated record. Gene Ontology annotation, biological process: transmembrane transport. NCBI's taxonomy places the organism in Eukaryota, Viridiplantae, Streptophyta, Magnoliopsida, Ericales, Theaceae.
ACCCAAAAUUUUACAUAACAAACACCACCUCAGUCGACGAAAAGAGAGAAGUGAUUACUACGUGCGGCGAUGGAAGCAAAGCUCGAUUUCCGCCAUUUCUUCCUUGUCAUGUCCAACUCCAGAUGUCAUCCCAAGAAGAUAAACACUUAACAAUGUCAAACAAAUUCCAAACCCUAGGAACCCAAUCUCCCAAAACCAAUUCAUAAACCAUAAACAAACACAAACAAUUCACCUUCACACACACUCCAAUUCAUAUCAACACACAAUCACUCAUAUAUAUACACAUAGCAUAUUCAAGCCCCCCCUCGCAUGUUACAAUGCCGGGACUCGAUGGCUUCUUGAGAAACUCUCUUUCCUCUGAGCAAUCUCAAACUCGAGUCCCAAUCGAUUUCGACGCCAAUUCGAUUUCCUUUCUCGGUGGUCUAUUCCUCGAAACCACUGUUUCUUCUUCAAUUAUCGAUUCAGUUUCCACGAGAACUACUUCGAAUAGUGCUUCAAAUUCAGUACAUUCGUCUAGUUCUCGUCAUAGGCCGGUGGUUUUGGGGGUUUCCAGGCGGGAAAGUAGGGUUCCGGCGACGGUCGGCGGUGAAUUUUUGUCUGUGAGCUUGUCAAUCAAGAGAAGCGACGAGCUUCUUCAGAAUGGAGAGAAGAACUCGGAGGAAGAGGCGAUUGCUAAUGCGGUGGUUGAAAUGGGCAAGAAGCAGAAGGUUGGAUUACGGCGACGUGGCGCGAUGAACACCACGAAACAUCUUUGGGCCGGAGCUGUUGCCGCCAUGGUGUCUAGAACUUUCGUUGCACCACUUGAGAGACUAAAGCUGGAAUAUAUAGUUCGUGGUGAGCAGAAGAAUCUCUUCGAGCUGAUCAAAGCCAUUGCAGCUUCACAAGGCUUAAGAGGGUUUUGGAAGGGGAACUUGGUUAACAUUCUUCGCACAGCUCCAUUUAAGGCAAUCAAUUUUUAUGCUUAUGAUACAUACAGAAAGCGACUUCUCAAAUUCUCCGGGAAUGAAGAAACCACAAACUUUGAGAGGUUUAUUGCUGGUGCUUCUGCUGGCAUUACUGCUACUGUUCUGUGCCUACCACUGGACACCAUCCGGACAAAGCUGGUGGCACCUGGUGGGGAGGCGUUGGGUGGUGUAAUUGGUGCUUUCCGCCAUGUGAUUCAAACUGAAGGGUUCUUUUCUCUUUACAAGGGAUUAGUGCCCUCCAUUAUUAGUAUGGCUCCUUCAGGUGCAGUUUUUUAUGGUGUGUAUGAUAUAUUGAAAUCAGCUUAUUUGCAUUCACCUGAAGGAAGGAAAAGAAUUCAGAACAUGAAGCAACAGGGUGAGGAACUGAAUGCUUUGGACCAGCUAGAGUUGGGAACAGUGAGGACCUUGCUGCAUGGGGCUAUUGCUGGUGCUUGUGCUGAGGCCGCUACCUACCCAUUUGAAGUUGUUCGGAGGCGGCUUCAGUUGCAAGGUAAAGCAGCUAAAUUAAGUGCAUUGGCUACUUGUGUCAACAUAGUGGAGCAAGGAGGUUUUCCAGCUCUCUAUGCAGGAUUGUUCCCUAGUUUACUACAGGUAUUACCUUCGGCUGCUAUAAGUUACUUUGUCUAUGAGUUCAUGAAGAUUGUUCUCAAAGUGAAAUGAAAUCAGUUAUCAGUUUGUUAAGAUUUCGUGCUUCGCAAAGAUUGCUCUCAAAAUGGAAUGAAUACAGUUGCCAUUGAUGCUCUCUUUCUCUGUCUUUAAACUACUGAAAGAAGAUCAUGGUGCAGAUGUCAUUGCGAAUUCCUUCACUCUGUUAGUCACUGAUCUUUUUUUUUUGGGUAAAUUGUCAGUCAUGGAUCUUGUUACUUUCAUACUUUAUAAUCUCAAUUUUCAUGAUGAAAUAGUGUACUGGAAAAUUUGGAGAGAGUCUCGUGUACGUGUCUAGCAGUGGUCAAACAGCCUCACUGAUGAAUGUAUAUGGUUCGAGUAUGGCCAAGCAUACAAGAAAGAAUUUUGUUGGUUUUUAUUUA